This is a messenger RNA of Trypanosoma grayi, 678 nucleotides long. RefSeq lists its product as hypothetical. The record is from RefSeq and is a predicted model, not a curated record. The annotation marks the transcript as partial. The transcript has a single exon. Lineage: Eukaryota; Euglenozoa; Kinetoplastea; Trypanosomatida; Trypanosomatidae.
GGCCAUUGGAACCCGACACGCAAUGAUCCCAGCUUUGCCCACGAAGGGGGGGAAGCCCUGGCUCCUUUUCGCACUAGCGCAUCCCACCGCUACGGCUGGCUACUGCGAGUAUUACAGCCCACCACGCCAAAUACAUGCAGGUGGCGCAACCCCAUAGAACCCCCUCCCCCAGCACCAAGGCCCAAACGCACUGCACCGGACACAACGAGCGAUCUCAAUCCGAUCGUCAAGAAGCGUCGAGAAGAGUUUGCUUGCACCUUAUGUGCGGCGUCGUAUAAAGGACAUGUGAGGCUAACAAGGCACCUUCGCUACUUCCACCCCCAGCAAUGCCAAAACGCAGAACGUAAACGAGCGCGUGGGAUGGAAGAGAAGGAAAAAACCUUGCCUUUUCAAUGCGAUCAGUGUGAGUUCGGAGCCCUAAGUAAGACGGGGCUCCUAUCCCACAUUCGUGCCAGGCAUCGCUCUUCACAAGACCCGCCACGAGCAGUGACACCACGGCCCAUAUUGUAUUGCCCAAUAUGUCUCAGACCCAUGGGCAACGCUGGAGGACUGGCAAGCCACAUGAAAUACAAGCACCCGGGCGGACUAAAGAACAAGAUGCCAGACCAACACAACGACACACUAAGCCCCCUCAAGCAAGAGAGAAAAGAACCCCCACCUUGCACGCCACUCCCAUAA